Messenger RNA from Mycosarcoma maydis (corn smut), 1611 nucleotides. RefSeq lists its product as uncharacterized. Bases 1 to 1611 code for a protein of 536 amino acids. The transcript has a single exon. Lineage: Eukaryota; Fungi; Basidiomycota; Ustilaginomycetes; Ustilaginales. The record is from RefSeq and is a predicted model, not a curated record.
AUGGGCAACAUCAGUUCGCGCCAAGCUGAAAUCUCGGUCGAUUCGUUCGUUCUCGGUCUGGCGCACAUUAUCGACUCGGCCUUUCGACGUAUCAAUCGCGCACUAUCCACAUUCUCGAGCUUGUUUUUCUCGAGAAUCUUCGGCUACGAUGUAGUGUUCGUCGACACCUCUUCGCCGGCCUCGGCGGCGCUCACUCGGAAAGAGUCGUUGGUGUGUGGACCGGGAAAUGUCUGCAUCGUCCCUGCGAACCGUGUUCAACAGCGUCAAUUGGAGAAGAAGAGGAGGAGCGAAAGGAGGAAGAGGGCCGAGGCAGCAGCCAUGGGCGACAAGCUGUUGCACAACCACAGAUACAGUAUCGUCAACAGCGUUCCCAAUAGUCCGGCCAGAGAGGAUGUGCACGCCAGUUUGGGUCAAGUGGCCAAGGCUCCCGCUGCUAGACCUGCCGAGGAGAGGGAGACAGUGAGUGAGAGGGAGAGGGGAAAGCUGUGGGUCAUGGGCAACGUUGCUGCGUCUCAUCGCUCACAACCCAAAACCGAGGUGCGCAUCAACCGUCUUGCUUCUUCGCCGCUCUCGCCGGAGCGCAUCGAUGAGCAUGUCUUACAACGCGUGCAGGAUCAACGUUGGCACGUGCAUUCCGAUUCUACCAUGAUCAAACGUCAAAUCCAACCAAGAAAAUCGUCCAGAUCGACCCAACCCAGCCUCUUUUCCGCUGCACGAGUCGAAACGCCUAGUGCCAACCGUGGAGGAGCCAAAAUCGCACCGGUUGUCGAGACGGACGAAACGGUCGCAGAGGGCGCGUUUGAUUCGGGACAUUUGACCCGGCGCAAGCAGCCGUUGCAUGCUGCAACAGUGUUGCCGCCAGGGGCGCUUUCGCUGGGUGCUUCACCGUGGCAACCCACUUUCCGACACCCAUUCAGCGCUGAGCACGAGCCGUGGCAGAUGAACACGACGGUAGUGAUGAUGAGCAAGCCAAAGCAGCACAUGAAACAGCAGCAGCAAAGACCGAAACUGUCGUUGGAUAUACAGACUGGUCCAGCCACCACGCCGCCAUUUGCUUCGCCCAUCAGCGUGGAUGACGACGCCGAUCAGUCCGUCACUGCGCUCCAGGCCGGGUACACCAUCUCGCGGCCGCCAUCUGCCGCGUCGUCGGCCAACCACAACCGAGCACGAGCAUCCAUGGCGCGCAAAUCCAUCGAUGCCAUCUCGCUACGUUCGAUCGACUCUUCGCAUCCCAACGCCUCGGCGGCCAUCGACGUCAAGCUGCUCGCCACCAAAGCCGUCAAGGAAGAGCGCGGAAGGAAGGUCUGGAAGGACCAUGUGAACAAAGCGGCGAUGCAACGCUGCCUGCAACAGCAACAUCCAGAGGGCGGCAGCGGCAUGGGCAUGGGCAGACGCUUCAGUGCCACCACGCUCGCAGCUGGAGGUGUAGGCGGCCUGGCGCGCGUCAAGACCAACGAAGCCGACUUGCUCGGUACAGGCGCAAUGCGCAAGCCAAGGAGAGGGUCCAGUCCAAGCUUGGCCCUCCAGAUGCCACUCACUAGCGGCAGAAGCACACCCGUAUUGAGAGCCGAGUCGCCACUCCAUACCAUUUCACACUGCUACCAAGCGUGA